Messenger RNA from Meloidogyne enterolobii, 891 nucleotides. The record is from the annotation of a GenBank genome assembly. Lineage: Eukaryota; Metazoa; Nematoda; Chromadorea; Rhabditida; Meloidogynidae.
AUGGACAAGAUCUCACGUAAGCAGCGACAGAUUGAAAGAAAAGUUGAAAAUUUAAAACGCUUCGGAGCUGAAGAGGAAAAAUACAAGUCUUCUCCCCAUAUUCGCCCCGUUACCAAAACAACAUUGAAAACAUCCACAAAUGGGAUCAGUAGCAGUGAGAACAGUACUAGUUCAAGUAGUAAAACGAGCAGUAAAAUCGAUGAAAGUUUAAAAAAGACUGAGAACGGAAGUAGUGCAAAUAGCAAACCUGAGGGGAGCUUGAAAAAUACUGAAGAAGGCAAAGCUUCAGAAACUACCAAGCCAAAAACAAAAAUAAUUAAGAAGAAAAUUGUUAAAAAACCGGCAACAACAGCUUCUAAUGGAACAACAACCCCUAAUAAAAUUCAAGAAAAAAGUGAACUGACUAAAGCAACAACUUCAAAUCCUAAACAAACUGAUAAUAAUGAUAAUAAAGUCGAAAAUGUUCCUCGUACUUAUCAGAUAGUGAUCACUUUGAGUGAUUAUUUGGGAGAUGAGGAAGAGGGGGAUGAAGACGAACCUUUUGGUUUGGAUGAGGGACAGUGUGUUGAGGUGCUGAAUAAUGCUAAUCCAGAUGCUUGGCUGGUUAGAACAAAGACCAAGCCUCCUUCUAUCGGCUUCGUUCCUGGAUCUUAUUUUACAUCCCCUACCAAAUAUUAUGCCUUACAACGAGAAGGGUGUAGCGUAGCUAAAUUGUUGAAGACUGAAGAAGAAUUUAUUGAAGAAUUAAAAUUAGCCUUGGAUUAUUAUGGUAAAGGGUUGGAAGAUAAUGAAGGAGGUGAAGAAUCUGGUGUUCCUCAAACUGUAAAAGAGAGAAGCAAGGAAUUGCUUGUUUCAAACUUGGAGUCUCUACAUGAUUUUCAUUCAAAGUGA